This is a messenger RNA of Zeugodacus cucurbitae (melon fly), 2559 nucleotides long. Its product is annotated as dentin sialophosphoprotein-like. NCBI's taxonomy places the organism in Eukaryota, Metazoa, Arthropoda, Insecta, Diptera, Tephritidae. The transcript is spliced from 2 exons. The record is from RefSeq and is a predicted model, not a curated record. The coding region runs from base 314 to 2341 and encodes 675 amino acids.
UAAGUAUAACCUCAGUCUUAUUGAGGCCGCCAGACUGUUAACGUGGCAGCAAACUUAAUUACAAUUUCGAUCUCUGUGACCUAGUGAAAUAUUAAAGCUGAGCUCAUUGGAGUAAACUUAAAGCUGGUUCCUGUAUACACAUGUUCAAAGACUCGCUGGAUUUUGUAGAUUUGUUUGCUACUUAAUAAGUUGUGGUAAAACAUCCAUAUAAGAUCCCUGCGUGUCAUUAUUUAAAACACUAUUUGCUUGCUAUAAUUGGGUACUGCUGUAAAAUCAAUUGCUAUAGUGGAUUCUAUUAGAUUUAGCAAACAAGAUGUUACCACGCUCAACAUAUUUAUAUUGCACGAUUGGUGUUCUACUCCUUGUCAGCAAUAUGUCGAGAGUUAGUGGAAAGUCUAUCGCAGAAUCAACAAAUAAACCGCCGGAUCCAAUGAGCGAGAGCAGAAACCAAGCUACAAUAGGAUAUAAACUAACUUCAAAUACAAAUGCUGGAAAGAUGUCUGCCGAUGGCAAUAGCGUAAAUAAUGUUAAUAAUGUAGAUUCUAUCGUAUUUAAUGAUUUUACUAUUAAUGAUUCUAGAGGUUUUAUUAGUCGAGAUAGGAGAUUUACUGGUAGUGAUCCUUUUAAAUCGAGUGGGUUUAUUCGUAGCAAUUGGAGGGAUUUUGUUGGGAGAGAUACUUUUGAAUCAAGGGGGUUUUUUGAUAGAGAUUCUUCAGAAUUUAACGGUUUUACUAGUAGCGAUUCUUUCUUUGGUAGAGAUUCUGAACCAAGGAGUUUUAUUGGCAGAGAUUCUUCUGAAUCUAAGAAUUUAGGACGUAGGGAUCCUUCUGAAUCUGGUGGUUUAACUGAUAAUAAUUCAUCUGAAUCCAAGAAUUUUACUGGUAGUGAUUAUUAUAAUUCUAAGGAUUUAACUGGUAGUAAUUCUUCUGUCUUUAGUAACGUUCUUGGGCUUUAUUAUUCUGUUUCUAAGGAUUCCACUGGUAGUGAUUCUUUCGAAUCAAAAAAUUUAACUGGUAGUGGUUAUUCAGAAUCUAAGGAUAUUACUGAUAGUAAUUCUUCUGCCUCGAUAUUUUAUACUAGUAGUAAUUAUACUGAACCUAAGGAUUCUUCUGGUAUCAUUUACUCUGAAUCUAAGGAUUUUUCUCGUGGAUACUCUUCUGAAUCCAAGAAUUUUACUAUUAGUAUUUCAUCUAAAUCCACAAAUUUUACUGGUAAUAAUCCAUCUGAAUCCAGUAAUUUUACUAGUAGCGAUUAUUCAGAAUCUAAGGAUAUUACUGAUAGUGAUUCUUCGCCCUCUACAAUUUUUACUGGUAUUUAUUAUCCUGAAUAUAAAGCUUCCACUGAUAGUGAUUCUUCUGCCUCGAUAUUUUAUACUAGUAGUAAUUAUACUGAACCUAAGGAUUCUUCUGGUAGUGAUUAUUCUGAAUCUAAGGAUUUUUCUAGUGGAUACUCUUCUGAAUCCAAGAAUUUUAAUAUCAGUAUUUCAUCUAAGUCCAAUUUUACUGGUAAUAAUUCAUCUAAAUCUAGGAAUUUUACUAGUAGAGAUUAUACAGAAUAUGAUGAUAUUACUGAUAGUGAUUCUUCUGCGUCUAGAUUUUUUACUGGUAUUUAUUAUCCUGAUUUUAGUGAUUCUUCUGCCUCUAUGUUUUAUACUAGUAGUUAUUAUUCUGAAUCUAAGGAUUCCAGUGGUAGUGAUUAUUCUGAAUCUAAUUACUUUUCUGGUACAGAUUCUUCUGAAUUGAAUAAUUUUACUGGUAAUAAUUCAUCUGAAUCCAGGAAUUCUACUGGUAAUAAUUCAUUUGAAUCCAGUAAUUUUACUAGUAGCGAUUAUUCAGAAUCUAGGGAUAUUACUGAUAGUGAUUCUUCGGCCUCUACAAUUUUUACUGGUAAUUAUUAUUCUGAAUAUAGCGAUUCCACUGAUAGUGAUUCUUCUGUCGCUUUGUUUUAUACUAGUAGUUAUUAUACUGAAUCUAAGGAUUCCUCUGGUAGUGAUUAUUAUGAAUCUAAGGAUUCCACUGGUAGUGAUUAUUCUGAAUCUAAUUACUUUUCUGGUACAGAUUCUUCUGAAUCCAAGAAUUUUACUGGUAAUAAUUCAUCUGAAUCCAGGAAUUCUACUGGUAAUAAUUCAUUUGAAUCCAGUAAUUUUACUAGUAGUGAUUAUUCUGAAUCUAGGGAUUCCACUGAUAGUGAUUCUUCUGCGUCUAGAUUUUUUGCUGGUAUUUAUUAUCCUGAUUUUAGUGAUUCUUCUGCCUCUAUGUUUUACACUAGUAGUUAUUAUCCUGAAUCUAGGGAUUCCACUGAUAGUGAUUCUUUGUCCUCUAUUUUUUAUACCAGUAGUUAAUUUAAUUUUAAUUAUUCCGAGAACUCUUCUAAAUCUAGUGAUUCUAUUGACAGUGUUUCUACUGAAGUAAACUAUAAAAUGGUGUACAAGUAUAAUACUUUGUGCUACUUAAUUUAAAUAAAUAUAUAGAUUUGGUAAGACUAACGAUAAGUUUUAAUUAAAAAUUUGUAAAGAGAAAAGAACAAUAAAGAAAAUAAUAAGAGACAUAGAUGAGAAAA